This is a messenger RNA of Drosophila willistoni, 797 nucleotides long. RefSeq names its product dynein light chain roadblock-type 1. The record is from RefSeq and is a predicted model, not a curated record. The coding region runs from base 377 to 733 and encodes 118 amino acids. Gene Ontology annotation, biological process: microtubule-based movement. The transcript has 2 exons. Gene Ontology annotation, molecular function: dynein intermediate chain binding. NCBI's taxonomy places the organism in Eukaryota, Metazoa, Arthropoda, Insecta, Diptera, Drosophilidae. Gene Ontology annotation, cellular component: centrosome; cytoplasmic dynein complex; cytoplasm.
CUAAAUACUUACAAAGCAGAAGUUCUAAAAUGGCUAGAGUUUUUUAUAUUUUUCUGAUUUUAAUAAUAAGUAACUUGAUUAAUUCGAUCAGAAUGGAUGAGCUGGAUGGUUUUAGAUGGUGUACGGCAACAUCUAAUGGAUAUUGUGUUGACUGAUAAUUAAGAAAGAGGUUAACAAAUCAAAUUUACGACAAUGGAGCACUAGAUGAAGGCUUUAAGUUGAAAAUAAAAACAAUUAUAUUAUACAAAUAUCGAAUUUUUUGUCCAAAUAAAAAUAAACAAAGCAUGUAAUGAUUUCAAAAUCAUUGUCAACAUCUUACUUAAACGUAUAGUUAUAAAUUUAGGAGACACACGGCAUUAAACAGGAAAAAAGCAAAAUGCAGUCUAAUGUGGAUGCAGAGUCCAAGCGCACUCAAAGCUAUGUGAAUGAAGUGGAACGCCGUUUGCUGGAGAAACCAGGAGUCGAAGAGCUUCUUAUUAUGAAUCGUUCCGGUGUGCCCAUUAAGACCACCAUGCAAAGUCAGGAUGCAUUGCAGCAUGCCUGUUUGUAUGAUAAUUUGCGUGAAAAGUGCUCGGCAUUUCUCAAUAGGUUGGAUCCGCCACAGAAAUUGACUUUGCUGCGGGUACGAACCAAAUUACAUGAAGUCAUGAUUUUGCCCGAUGGUAAAAUCACUGUCCUGGUCAUACAGAAUCCAGUGGAUACAUUUUUAAGCAGUUCUAUGGAUAUGCAUUAACUCUAGCUCUCCUUAAGUUUCUUUUCUUCUUUCUGCAAUAAAGAUAUGCAAUUCAAAUAACAAA